Messenger RNA from Lathyrus sativus (Indian pea), 555 nucleotides. NCBI's taxonomy places the organism in Eukaryota, Viridiplantae, Streptophyta, Magnoliopsida, Fabales, Fabaceae. The record is from the annotation of a GenBank genome assembly.
AUGGAAAACCCUUCACGUUUUUCAACAAGCAUUGCUUCAGAAAUGGGUAACACAAAAAUGGGUGCUACUACAAAACCUGAAGAAGUUCUUAAAGUUGAACGUGAACGAAGGAAGAAAAUGGCUCAAAUGUUUAAUCACCUUGCUUCCACUGUUCCUGCUCUCUUUCCAACAGCUACUAGGGAAGUGAUUAUUAAUGAAACAAUCGGGUAUAUUAAGGAACUUGAGAGCAAGAAGAAAAUGUUAGAGGAGAUUAAGGAAUCGAAGGUUGAAGGGAGUUUGAAUUUGUUGGUUCCGUGUCGGAACAGAAAUUGCUCUGUUUCUGUUACGGUUUCUAACAAUGUGGCUUUCUUUGGGAUUGAAUCGGUGGCUAAACCGGGUUUGGUUACUGUGAUUUUGGAGGUGUUUUUUAAUAAUCAAACUGAGAUUUUAGCGGCUAAUGUUUCUGUUAAUGAUGGGAAUUUGAGAUUGGCGAUUACGGCGUUGGUUCAGAAUGGUCAUGAUCAUGGAAAUGCUGGUCGUGUUGAGAAGAUUAAGAGAGAGAUUAUGAGUUUGUAA